Messenger RNA from Scomber scombrus (Atlantic mackerel), 4205 nucleotides. It is a transcript of the gene tpp1, whose product is annotated as tripeptidyl peptidase I. Bases 29 to 1726 code for a protein of 565 amino acids. The transcript has 13 exons. Gene Ontology annotation, molecular function: serine-type endopeptidase activity; tripeptidyl-peptidase activity. Lineage: Eukaryota; Metazoa; Chordata; Actinopteri; Scombriformes; Scombridae. Gene Ontology annotation, biological process: central nervous system development; proteolysis. The record is from RefSeq and is a predicted model, not a curated record.
AACAGCUGCUGUAACAGCCGAGGACACCAUGAACACACUCAGGCUGACCUUCUUCAUCCCCUUGUUGUCCAGCUCGUUGGUCUGGAGUGGAUACCUGGAAAAUAACCAAGAUGUCUUGAAACCAGAGGGCUGGACUCAUGUUGGCCAGGUCGACCCAACAGAGGAGCUGGAGCUGACCUUUGCCCUCAAGCAGCAGAAUGUUCACCUGCUGGAGGAAAGACUCAGGCUUGUGUCAGACCCUGACUCAGCUCAAUAUGGUAAAUACCUCCACCUAGAAGAAGUAGCCUCCCUCGUGCAUCCAUCUGAACUGACCCAGAAGGUGGUACAUCACUGGCUGCAGAGUCAUGGGAUAAAAAACUGUCAGACUGUCCACACUCAGGACUUUUUACAGUGCACCAUGACUGCAGAGGUCGCAGAGACGCUGCUUCCAGGUAGCAAAUUCCACCGUUAUACCAGAGACGGCCAGUCUGUAGUGAGGUCUUCAGCUCCGUACUCUGUUCAUGAUGAUAUUCACCAGCACCUUGACUUUGUUGGAGGACUUCACCGCUUUCCUCCUAAAGGGCUGGACCCCAACAAAGCCUCAUCUGACAGGAAGCAAAAGCAGUCAAAGGUUGGGAUACACCUGGGAGUGACUCCUGCCAUCUUGAGGGCUCGCUAUAACCUGUCAGCAAGUGAUGUUGGAACGGCUCAGAACAACAGCCAGGCUGUCGCUCAGUUCUUGGAGCAGUACUACAGCCCAGCAGACUUGGCUGAGUUCAUGACGAUGUUUGGUCGGAGCUUCAAGCAUCUGUCUCAGGUGGACCGGGUUGUAGGCACCCAGGGAAAAGGAAAGACUGGUAUUGAGGCCAGUCUGGAUGUGGAGUACAUCAUGAGCACAGGGGCAAACAUCUCCACGUGGGUCUUCACUAAUCCAGGUCGUCAUGAAUCCCAGGAGCCGUUCCUCCAGUGGAUGGUUCUGCUCAGCAACAUGUCUGACCUGCCCUGGGUUCACACCAUCAGCUACGGGGACGACGAGGACAGCCUGUCUACUGCCUACAUGAUGCGCAUCAACACAGAGUUUAUGAAGGCCGGCGUCAGGGGCAUCUCUUUGCUCUUUGCUUCCGGUGACAGUGGUGCUGGAUGCAAACAUUUGGGUAAAGGACAAAACUGUUUCAGGCCCAGUUUUCCUGCCUCAAGCCCCUAUGUGACUACAGUAGGAGGAACUUCAUUCAAGAAUCCCUUCAAACUGACAUAUGAAGUUACAGAUUAUAUCAGUGGAGGUGGCUUCAGUAACGUCUUCAAGAUGCCAGAAUACCAGGCCAGUGCAGUGGAUGGCUAUCUGAAGACUGUAGCUGCAGCCCUCCCACCUCGGGCUUACUUCAAUAUCACUGGCAGGGCUUAUCCAGACAUGGCUGCUCUGUCUGACAAUUACUGGGUGGUCAUGAACAGAGUACCCGUCCCGUGGGUGUCUGGGACUUCGGCAUCGACCCCGGUGGUUGGCGGCAUGCUGUCUCUCAUCAAUGAUCAGCGGCUGCGGAAGGGCCUGCCUGUCCUGGGCUUCCUCAACCCACGCCUCUACAAGCUCAAGGGACAGGCCUUAUUUGAUGUGACUGAAGGUUGUCAUCUGGGCUGCCUAGACGAGCAAGUUCAGGGGCAUGGUUUCUGUGCUGCACCAUCAUGGGACCCGGUGACUGGCUGGGGAACACCAAACUACCCUGAACUGCUGGCUGUACUGCUGGCUGAGUGAACAUCCCCAGGUCCAGAAAGUUAAACCACCAGGGCAGCUUCUGCUCUGAGAGCAGGUACUAUACACACAUCCAAAAUCCUGACGAGGCACCUGAUGCCAAAGGCACGAUGGUGUCAUGGAGGAAAAACGAUGCCUACGGUCUAGAUUUAUGCCUUUUUAAUUUUAUUCCGAUUUUCAUGUGAGGUUGAAAUAUUGCAGUAUUACAGUCUACAGGGAUCUUUUUUCUCUCAUCAACUAUUCUGUCCAUUUAUGGAUAAAUUCUCUAUCAUACAAUUAUUUUUACUCCAAAAGGCUUAAAAGCUGUUAUAUAGCAGAUAUUUUUAGGUCGGGGUUAGUGGUGAGAUUUUUAAUGCUUCACUGCAGUUGCCUGUUUCUGCUGUUCACUGAAUUUGAUCUGACCCAGAUUGUUCUGUGAAUCUCUUACACAGGAACUUGCAGGCAGAUGGGUGUUACAGUAAUCUUGUGCUUUCAAAUCAUGCUGCUACCUACACAGCAAUGGGAAGUGUGGAUAAAAUGGUUGCUAUGCAUAAAACUUAAAAUGCUGAAAUACUCACACCAAUCACCUUAGUUGUACACACAGGCCUAUCUAAAUCUAUUUUGUAACAGCUGAACGAAAAUAUAAAACAACAUUUUAGUUGUUCUCAUUUUUCACGAGUUGUAAUUAAAAAAAAGAUCUAAGCCCUUUUCUAUACAUACAUAAGGCUUAUUUCUCAAAUGUGUUUAAAUCUUUAUGUAAGUGAGCACUUCUUUGCCAAGAUAGUCCAUCUACCUCAGAGGUGUGGCAUAUCAAGACACUGAAUAAACAGCAGCAGUACACGGGUGUGCCUUGGGCUGUUCACAAUAAAAGGCCAUGCUCAAAUGAGCAGUUUAUCACAAAACAAUGCCACAGAUGUUACAAGUUUUGAGAGAGCGUACUUGGAGCUGUUGCCCUUCUAUUGAUAGUCCUCUCACUACCAUAAGCCCUCUCCAAUGUCGUUUCCAAGAAUUUGGCAUUACAUCCAUUACUGCAAACUGUCAGAAACAGUCUCAUGUAGGCUCAUCUCCAUGCUUAUUGUCUUCUUCACCUGACUGUAGUUCCUACUUGACUGACUUGAGUGGGCAAAUGCUCACUUUCAAUGUCAUCUGGCAGUUUGGGAAAGCGUUAUCUACACAGAUGAAUCCCAGUUUUCACUUUAGUGGGCAGAUGGCAGACAGUGUAUAAUGUCAUGUUGGUGAGCUGUUUGCUAAUGUCAACGUUGUAAACAGGGUGCACCACGGUGGCAGUGAGGUUAUGGUUUAGGGAGGCAUACUCUACGAAUAAUGAACACAAUGCAGAGAUAACAUGACAAGAUCCUGAGGCCAUGUCAUUCAUCCACCGCCAUCCCCUCGUGUUGCACCGUGAUGUGCACAGACCCAUAUUGCAAGGAUUCGUACACAAUUCCUAGAAGCUCAGACCAUUCAAGUUCUUGCAUGGCCUGCAUACUCAACAGACAUGUCACCUAUUGAGCAUGUUUGGGAUGCCCUGGAUCAGUGUGUACAACUGUGUGUUCCAGUAUCUAGAAACUUUGCACAGCCAUUGAAGAGGAGCGACCACCCCUCCAUAACCCACCAUCAACAACCUUGUCAACUCUAUGUGAUGGAUAUGUGCCGCACUGCAUGAAGCACUCGGUCACACCAGAUACUAGCUGCUUUAACCCCAGAAAAAAAAAAAAACACAUCUGUGAAUUUAUGCGAAAUCCAUAGUUCAGUGCCCAAUUAAUAUCCUUUUUUCCAAGAUAAAACUGCACAUUUCAGUGGCUUUUUAUUGUAAUUGGGCUAAGGCACACCUGUGCAAUAAUCAUGCUGUUUAAUCAGCGUCUUGAUCAGCCACACCUGUCAGGCGUUUAGAUUAUCUUGGCAAAGGUGAAGUAAUCACUAACAUGGAUUUAAACAAAUGUGAACAUAAUUUGAGGGAAAUAAGCCUUUUGUGUGCAUAGAAAGUCUUAAAUCUUUUAUUUCAACUCAUGAAAAUGAGAGCAAAAACAUGAGUGCUGUUUAUAUUUUUGUUCAGUAUAUUAAGACAUUAUAUUACAUGUCAAAAAUCUACUCCGGAUGCAACAAUCUUCUCAGAUUUUUAGCAUUUAGCAAAUUGUUGGACUUGUUUAGUUUAUAGUAAUAUUUUAAUGCUAUUCUGCAGGGACAUGCUAGUUAAGUCAUUUAAAGUCAAACAUUUUUGCAUGCAACUCUACAAAUGUCACUUGUGACACAUACUGUCUGUGGUUUAAGUUGGACAGGACCUGUAAAACUUGAUUAUUUUUUGGUUUGAGCUGCAGCCGCAAACCAACCACAUGCACUGUAGAUUAAAAAAAAAGAAAAGUGGGUUAAAAGUGAUUCAGCAACUCUACCCACCAGUCUGUCAUCUUUGCACUUGUUUUUAUCUUUGACCAUGUAAAUCCUCAAAUCAGAUAAUGUGAGAAAGGCUACCUGUGCUGUGUAAUAAAGAUGGAUUUUUACUUUAAGA